AUGGGUAUAUGUUUUGGGAUUUUAGAAGAAGAUAAAUAGGAAGACAAUAUAAGGAAUGCUAGUCCAAUACAAGAUUAAGCAUCUGAGGGAAAAAAGGAAGAGGAAAUAACUUACUAACUUGAAAAUUUCACAUUUAACAAAGUAGUAUUUGUUGCAGGAGCAUUAUGGAAAGUCUUAUUAGCAGAACCCAUCAUAAAGAAGUGGUAUUUUCCAAUAAAUAAAUAUUGA
This is a messenger RNA of Paramecium tetraurelia, 228 nucleotides long. RefSeq lists its product as uncharacterized. The record is from RefSeq and is a predicted model, not a curated record. Lineage: Eukaryota; Ciliophora; Oligohymenophorea; Peniculida; Parameciidae. The transcript has 2 exons.